GACCAGAUCCAUCCUUGGGCACCGCUUAGGAUUGUUGGUUAGCCUUGAAUGUGCUCGAGAUAUCAGAUUUCUGCACUAUCCUUGAAAUCCAGACUCACGCACUCGCUCGCUCAACCCCAAAACCAAGGAAUAUGGAUCAAGGAUGGUCGUGGUGGUCCCCAAAGUCGUCCGUGUUGCUCUUGGUCACAUCGUUGUUGAUGCUUCCAGCGGGUCUGAAAGCCAUCGAUCGGAAUGCCCGGGAGUGUCAAAUGUGGGCCAAUUUGGAGAACAAAACCCUCCCCCUCCAGAACCAGGGUCAUCUGAAUUGUACCACAAAUGAUCAUUGCACGGGAUUUGAUUGCGUGGGAAUGUAUCAGGACAAAGCCCUUUCUUUUGGUAUGCGAGUCUUACCAUGUCAAGACCCCCCGGGGGUUGAAGUGUUUGGGUCUGCUCCACAAUUCAAUACCGAGAACUUCUCGCACGUUUUCACGCACAGAUCGCAAUACGAUUUACCAGGACAUCUCCUCAACCUGUCCAUGUUGCCUCAAUCGAUCAUGGAUGCGAACACGGACGAUCUCCAUGGCAAGUUUGAAGUACAUAUCAAGCGAAAUCCCGAGCGGAAAAGUCUCGUCAUGGGAUUGAUCGUCCGGGGUUGCAUCGACAAGACCUGCAUCUCAAAACAAAACAUUUUCAGCGACGCGGAGAUCCCAGUGCCAGAAUGUACGAACCACGUGGACCAUGGCAUCAAGACGGACAGCGUUUGCAGCAUGAAGCAACUCAACAACUGCGGCUCCAAUCAAGUAUGCGUUCAACAGCACGAAAAUAAUCCCGAGGGCUUGUGCGAGUGCAUGAUGGGCUUCUCGAAGCACAGAGAUGGGACUUGCGUCUCACCGGUGAUCGAUGACCAAAUCCACCCAGAGAUCUCAAAUCGGGUUCCCAAAUCUGCGAACCCUGUUCCUCAUGUCGACGUGAAUGCAGUGAAAUCUGUGGCUGACUCGAGUGAAAGCACGGGUGGCGGUAGUACCACCUUAGCCGUGGUCUUGUCCGUGCUAGCCGCCGUGGUUCUUAUGGGCGUGGCAGCCUUCCUUGUGUUUCGAACCCGGAUGGCACCGCGUUUGAGGGCCCGGCUAACCAGCACGCCUUACGAAGACAUUGUCAUCGGUCGUCGAUCUGAGUCCACUCAAAAUGUGGUGGAGGCUUAGGAUUCGAGGCCUGGAAGAAUGCACGUUCUUGUCCUCUCCCCAAUCUCGAUUGGCACCAACCUGACUUGAGGAAGGGCUCUAGUAGCUCUUUGUCGCAUUGUAUUAUUUGUAAUUAAUAAUAUCCUUCAGAUUUCCUAGUCUAUUUUUCGACUUGCCCGCAGCCUGCCCCCCCCCUUAAUUUCGUGUCCGUAGUACAAUCGAUGCUUGAUUGAAUCGAAGCAGCUCACCCGUUGAUGACGAAUUGCCAUGAAGACAUCAACCCGACGAAGAAGAAGAAUAAAGCCUGUGAUAGCGAUGAAGGCGAUCUGUCAUUUAUUAGACAUUCAUACACGAUAAUAAACCUACAAAUGGC
Tigriopus californicus is the source of this 1533-nucleotide messenger RNA. RefSeq lists its product as uncharacterized. The coding region runs from base 132 to 1181 and encodes 349 amino acids. The record is from RefSeq and is a predicted model, not a curated record. NCBI's taxonomy places the organism in Eukaryota, Metazoa, Arthropoda, Copepoda, Harpacticoida, Harpacticidae. The transcript is spliced from 6 exons.